AUGUUUCGGCUGCGAGAUUAUACCGAUUACUAUUGGGGAGUCGGUGUCAAUGACUUCGAUUUCUACUUCGAUGCACAUGAGUAUCCUGAUGAGAAAGAGUUUGGAUAUAAGGAGCUGCCUGGUUUCUUGGGAAAUCCGCUUUACAAGCAUCCUAAGGCUUUCCUCAACAUCGAUUACGACAAGACAGUCACUGUUCGCAAAUUUUCGUUGAUGGUAUUGACAAACACCUCAUGA
Messenger RNA from Cylicocyclus nassatus, 234 nucleotides. Lineage: Eukaryota; Metazoa; Nematoda; Chromadorea; Rhabditida; Strongylidae. The record is from the annotation of a GenBank genome assembly.